GAUACAGCCCAAGAUCUAGAUUGGAGCAGUGCGGUCUACUACUACUAUACUAGCUCGUCUCGCUUUUCUGGCCCGUAUUUAAUGUCUUGAUAUUCAAAUGCUUCGUAGGUUCGCUUUGCUGGCAGUUUAUUCAAACUUGACCAAGAUCAAGUGCAGCGCUCCAAUCCAUCAACAUGCUUGGCUGGCAACGCGGCACAACCCUCCAUCACCUCGAAGCCUGACCAAUCGGCUCUUGUCAACCUCAUCAGUCGUCAUGAAGGACUCGCAAACCACGGAGCAACAUGACGCUGUCCGCAGACUCCUGCCUGACCUUUUGACCCCGACGGAGGGCGGCAAGUGGUCACCAGGGAGGUCACUGUUGAUGGCGGAAGCUCACAUCCGUCAAUUCUGCUCCCACUACAGCAAUCUUGACGACACUGCCAAGGCAAAGUUUCUCUUGGCCUUAUCACAGCUGUGCGGAGUCCACCACGAAAGUGUCUACAAAGCAUUCAAGAAUAUGGAAUCUGCCCAGGAGAAAGAAGAGGCGACAUUACUGCAGUCAGAGCAACGUUUAGCCCAGAUGCUGACUCCAGGGUACAAGACACUAUUUGCUAACAUCGGACGGCUGGAGGGAGGGAUCAAAUUCCUGGUGGACAUGAGGGCAGACUUACGUACAUUCCUGCAUCAUCAUCAGCAGAGCCUGACCAGCGAAGCCCACUUGAGGGCGCUCCGGGAGACAUUGAAGGACAUGCUGGCUCACUGGUUCUCGGCCGGUCUCCUGCAGCUACAGACCAUCACGUGGCAGUCCUCAUGCGAGAUGCUCCAGAAGAUCAGUGAGUAUGAAGCAGUUCACCCAGUCCGUGGCUGGGCCGACCUCAAGCGUCGAGUGGGACUCUACCGACGCUGCUUUGUCUACACUCACAGUAGCAUGCCUCAGGAACCAGUCAUCAUCUUACAUGCUGCGCUUACCGAUCGUAUACCAUCUAGCAUAAAAUCCAUAGUCGGAGAGACGAGAGACCACAAUCCCUCCAAAACCCCUCUGGCAUUGGAAGAGCAAGAGGACCCUGAACGUAUCACAGCAGCGAUAUUCUACUCCCUCAGUUCCACACAAAUGGGAUUGCGAGGUGUGGAUCUUGGCAAUCAUCUCAUCAAGCACGCCGUCCGCAAACUGCAAGCCGAAUUCCCCAAGCUUGAGAUGUUCUCCAGUCUGUCGCCCAUUCCAGGAUUCCGAAGCUGGCUCCUUGCCGAAAUCGGCAGGCAUCCCAAAGGUAAAAAUGGCGCGAUACUUUUCACUUCCGGUGAGCUUGGAGAUAUCCAAAGUUUGGCGGGCCGAUCUGACGAAUCAGAGAUGAUGACGGUCAGGCGAUUGUUGUCGACCAAUCAGUGGGCUCAGUCUGAAAAGCUUGUCGACCUCUUGGAGCAGCCGUUAAUGCGAUUGUGUGCAAGGUAUUUGUAUGCGGAGAAACAUAGAGGAUUUGCUUUGGACUCUGUAGCCAAUUUUCACCUUGGUAACGGCGCAGUGAUGUGGCGACUAAACUGGAUGGGUGACCUUACCCCCCGCGGCCUGACGCAAUCCUGCGGCAUGAUGGUCAACUAUCGCUACUACCUGGACAGCACCCAACACAACAGCCAAGCCUACACCGUGGAGCAGAAAGUCUCCACGACGGAGCAGGUUCUGGGGUUAGUCGAGGAAAGCCGACUUCUGGAACAGAAAAGCAGACUGUGAUUGCUGGGUAUAUGAGACCUCCGUUCAGGAACUGUUGAGGGCAGUAUGCGACCUGAGAACCCAACGUUCUUCACGGGACCAGAUACAAGCACAAAGGAGAUACAAAUUUUCUUCGCUUUGAUUUUCCGUGUUACAAAUGUUCAUAUCUUACUUGCUGUCUUGCAGGCCAGUUAAGUACCGAGUGGAGAAAAACGCCAAGCGUUGGAUCAUAGUAGAUGGUCGAACCCGCUUCUUGAGAGGCAAAGAUCACUCUCUAACUCUGAUUGAUUGAUAUACUUAUUGGUUGCUUCAUGGUAUAAAAGAUGGCAUGAUUGAUGAUGAUUGAGGAUGUAAUUUGGGUUUUUUUGGUGUUUCAGUUUAUGCUCAGAGGGUCAAAACAAGUCCUGUUGUAUUUUUGUUUUGUUCUUUUGUUUUUUGUUUUUGCGCUUAUUUUACCAAAGUUAUGAAUACCCUAAAAUGAUUUUAUAUAUCGAUGUAAAUGUUUAUGCAUACAUUAUUGAGUGAAACUCAGAUAGUCAAUAUAUAAUCAGUAUUUUUGAAUAU
Molecule: messenger RNA, 2248 nt
Organism: Patiria miniata (bat star)
Lineage: Eukaryota; Metazoa; Echinodermata; Asteroidea; Valvatida; Asterinidae
Product: malonyl-CoA decarboxylase, mitochondrial-like
Exons: 11
Coding region: 98-1705 (535 amino acids)
Biological process (GO): fatty acid biosynthetic process; malonyl-CoA catabolic process; acetyl-CoA biosynthetic process
Cellular component (GO): mitochondrial matrix; peroxisomal matrix
Molecular function (GO): malonyl-CoA decarboxylase activity
Source: RefSeq, a predicted model, not a curated record